CUUGUCGUUUUUUAGCGGAGGCUGCAUUAGCGCGAAUAGCGUAGUGUUUUGGAUACGUCACGAAAACUUAUCAUAACUAGUGUCAGACUACGUGCGGACAAACAAAUCAAAUAAUGGCUGUAAACUUCAGAACCUUGUCAGUGGAAUAAAAAAAAAGAAUAAAAAAUCCAACUGCUCUUCAUCAAACUGUUUAUUCUACAAAUAAACGUUGGAAACCAGAUAAAAUGUAUAAUUGUAGAUCCUACCCGGUAUUUUGCAGAUUUUGUAAGUAUAAAUCACAUAAAUUUUGGGUUUAUUGAUUAAAAAAACAUUUACAUAAUCACAAUGAGAAAAUAGUAUACAAUAAGUAAAUGUUAAUAAACAUUUACAAUAUCUUUCUUUAUAUAGAAACAUUUAAAAAACUAAAGUUUAUGUUUUUUUUAUCUGUGUUUAUUAUUUGCAUAAGUUUAUAACCGUUCCUAAUGUUAGCUUGUUGCUUAUAAAUAUAUUAUCUUUAUAUUUUAAAAGUUAUAUUUUUAUUAUUUAUUUUCAUUUUGUUAGUAUAGUUGUUGCACCUUAAGCAGAACAGCUUUAACGACAUUUGUAACUUACUGUUACUUGUUACAUUUGUAACUUACUGUUCACAAUUUCAAAUUAUUUUGCAUAAAAUUUUUUUGUUAAUGAUUUUAAAUUUAGUUAAUUACCUAUAUUUCUUAUUUAUGCAAUGGCGGGAAUUAUUAAGUCGUACUUUGAAGUAAAAGAUCAGUUUUAUUUAAGUAAAACGUGCAAAGCCACUUUACGUGUACAAAGCUCUGGCACAACAUCACAUCUCUGGAGUCACUUGGAAAGAAAGCACAAGACGCUUCAUACUCAAGUUGAAACAGAUCAUGCAAAAAAACACAAAUUGUCGAAACCAUAUGUUUUGAAAAGCAUUUGUUUAAAAAAAUCUAAGCAAAGCGUUAUGUAAUAUUUUCUUAACAAACCCAUCUCAAUAGAACAAAAGAAAAUAUUUGACCAAGCUUUAUUGGAAUUUAUUGUUGAAGUUGGACGUUCUUUUAAGACUUCGGCUGGUAAGGGUUUUAUAAAAUUGUGUUCAACUCUUAGUAAUAAAAAUUAUAAACCUCUCCAUCCAUGUACUCUUUCACGUCAGAAAAAUGACUUUAAAACAGUGCCGAAAAGUAAAUUUAAAACAGUAAUACUUGCGAAAAUGUCAGGUUGUAAAUAUUCCAUUACUUUUGAUCAUUGGAAAGCUACAAAUAAUAGCAACUAUUUAGUUUUAACGGUACAUUAUAUAACUCUAACAGAAUGGAAGCUAAAAUCGCGUUGUUUAUCUGUGGUAAAUCUUGAAGAUAUUAAUGCAGAUCAUACUUCUCAAAAAACAAAAGAGGUCAACUGCAAUGUUCAAAUAUUGAAAUAGAAAACGUUAUAUGUGUAACCACAGACACAACAAACGCAAUGCCUGCCACUGCUGUUCUUCAACUAUGCAUCAUGAGUGCUUUGAAUGUUCAACAACAAGUAAAAAACCUUAUUAGUUUGGUACACAAAAUUGCAGAUUUUUUCAACAGUACUUCUAUAGGUCUAAAAUGUUUAAAGAAACAUCAACUUGAACAAGGACUUAGAGAAUACUGUCCACCACUUGAUAUUGUAACCAGGUUUAACAGUAGAUUUAAACUUCUGAAUUGGUCAUGUGAAAAUUGUACGGCAAUAACAAUGGCACUUACGGAAUGCGCUUUAAGUGGUAGAUGCGCAAAAUCUCUUCCUCAAGCUCUAUUAGAGGCGAUGAAAGAUAUUUUUAAAAAGUGCAUUCCAUUUUUAAAACCAAUAUCGGAUGCAACAAUGCUACUAAGUACUGAUACUACUGUCGCUAUUAGUUUGGUUAAACCUUGCAUUUAUAUUUUCAAAAAUCAAUUAGAUUCGUUAAGUUGUAGCUUUAUGAGCAGCUGUAAAAAGGAGUUACUUUCGCAACUACAUGCAUGUUUUAAUUUAGCAAAUGUUACGCUACUUACCUCAACAUAUUUAGACCCGAAGGUUAAAGCCAUAAUGCACACUGAAAACGAGCUUUUAAUUGUGAAAAACCGUCUAAUUGAAAUGUCAGUUGAUUUUAAGCUAUGCAAAAUAAUUCCUUGCUUAAGUUCUUUAAAUAACAACAACAUUGAAAAACUACCAAAAAUUUACUUGACACUGUAUUUAAUCAAGUUAAAGAAAAAAAAUCUGAAAAACAGCAAAAUUCUACAAAAAAAAAGCAUUGAAGAUUGCAUAGUUAUGGAAAUGGAUAUCUACGUUUGUUCGCAAACCAUAAACAGUGAUAAUUGCCCUUUAGAAUACUGGAAAAAAAACGAGAACAUUUUCCUUGUUCUUGCACAGGCGGCUCAAUCUGUAUUAGCUGUACAAGAAACAAGUUGUUAUUCUGAAAGAGUCAACUCAUUUGGUGGUCAUGUAAUAAGUUAUUCACGUCAUUCUCUAUCUAAUAAUAAUGCGGAAACAUUAAUUUUAGCGCAAAAAAAUAAAGAUAUUAUAUUUUAACCCUUUUCUUUUUUAUUUUAUCAAAAAAUUGUUUUAUUUCUUUUUUAUUUUACAAGGAAAAGAUGUUUUAUUUCUUUUUUAUUUUUAAUGUGAAGUGAAAUGCAGUGUAAAUGUUGAGUGCCUUUAAAUAACUUCAAGCUGUUGCAAAGAAUAGAA
This is a messenger RNA of Hydra vulgaris (swiftwater hydra), 2658 nucleotides long. RefSeq lists its product as uncharacterized. The record is from RefSeq and is a predicted model, not a curated record. NCBI's taxonomy places the organism in Eukaryota, Metazoa, Cnidaria, Hydrozoa, Anthoathecata, Hydridae. Gene Ontology annotation, molecular function: protein dimerization activity.